This is a messenger RNA of Fraxinus pennsylvanica, 789 nucleotides long. Lineage: Eukaryota; Viridiplantae; Streptophyta; Magnoliopsida; Lamiales; Oleaceae. The record is from the annotation of a GenBank genome assembly.
AUGAAGUUACUGGGCAGUAUCAAGCACGACAAUGUGGUUAUUCCAAGGGGAUACCAUUUCUCCAAGGAUUAUAAGUUCAUUCUGUAUGAUCACUACGAGCAAGGGAAUGUUUCAGCCAUGCUACAUGCAUCAAAUGUUUUCCUGAAUUCGCAUAGAUAUGGUUGCAUUUCUGAUCUUGGCUUUGCAAACUUGAUAAGCCCAGCAAUGCCACCGUUCAUGUGGAUUGGUGGGUAUGCCGCACCAGAAGUCGUGGACGCUGGCAUAGUGUCCCAGGCAUCUGAUGUCUACAGCUUUGGAGUACUACUGCAUGAACUUCUCACUGGGAAGUCCCCAAUAAAUUAUAGAGUCAACGAUAAGGCUGAAGACUUUGUCAAAUGGGUUCACUCUAUUCUAAGGGAGGAGUGGAACGUUACAUUUAAUUUUAUAUGUACCAAUAUAGGAGAAUUGGUAGAAAUACUAAAAAUUGGGAUGAGUUGCGUUGCAAGAGUGCCGGAGCACAGACCGAAAAUGUCAGAUGUAGUGAAGAUGAUGGAAAAUGUGGGAAAGCUAAAUGCGGAUUUGGAUUACAGCCCAUUGCUAGUCUCGGAAACUCCUUCAACGAAUUUUGAGCAUUCCGGGCUUAGAUUUCCAGCUAAUCUGUCUUUGACAGCGGUUUUUGCAGCUUUUGUGGUUUGUUUCUCGGGACUUUAUGCUGAUGUUAUUCAUCCUGCUCUUGUGGAUAGAAUUAAGGAAGGCCUGAAGAGAUGGGAGGAGGUUUCAGUCAAUUUUUGUCUACUUGAAGAUAAAUGA